Messenger RNA from Momordica charantia (bitter melon), 786 nucleotides. RefSeq names its product NADH-ubiquinone oxidoreductase-like protein. Gene Ontology annotation, cellular component: respiratory chain complex I. Gene Ontology annotation, biological process: respiratory electron transport chain. The record is from RefSeq and is a predicted model, not a curated record. Lineage: Eukaryota; Viridiplantae; Streptophyta; Magnoliopsida; Cucurbitales; Cucurbitaceae.
GCCCCUCCUGUAUCAACAACGCGCCUGGCAAGUCACGACUGAGAGAGUGAUCAGGAGAGAGACACAGAGUUUUUCCGACGAUGUUUCUGCGAGUGAUCGGACGGCCAUUACUGGCCAAGGUGAAGCAGACGACCGGGAUCGUAGGUCUGGAGGUCGUCCCUAACGCGAGAGAGGUAUUGAUCGGUCUUUACUCUAAAACCCUAAAGGAGAUCCAGGCUGUUCCCGAGGACGAAGGAUACCGUAAGGCGGUCGAGAGCUUCACGCGCCACCGCUUGAAGGUUUGCCAGGAGGAAGACGACUGGGAGAAAAUUGAGAAGCGGCUUGGCUGUGGCCAGGUGGAGGAGCUCAUCGAGGAGGCUCAGGACGAGCUCAAGCUCAUUGCUAAAAUGAUCGAGUGGGAUCCCUGGGGUGUUCCUGAUGACUAUGAAUGUGAAGUGAUCGAGAACGACGCUUCGGUACCCAAGCAUAUUCCUCUGCACCGACCAGGUCCUCUCCCGGAAGAGUUCUACAAAACGCUGGAAGCCAUCGGUGGUGGUAGUUCGCAAAAGGUAGAGACAGCCGAAAAAGCAUCUCAGGUGACAGAGUGACCCUUUUUUACCAUUUGGAGGCUUCGAGUUUCGGAAUCGAAAGCUGUUCUUUGUUUUUGCCCUUGAUGUUAUCUAAUUAUGUUUGUUCUCCAAUAGAGUGCCUGUAUGCAGGAAUGAUUGUUGACAAAGUCGCGUACUUCAAUAAUCUUUACCCAAUUCUGGAAUUACAUAAAUUUACCUUUUCAUUGCCUUGUCUAAA